AUGAACGCCUUGUACGGCACGACAAGCAUGUGCUGUGCCUGUGAGCCCAGACUGCCUGCCCUAAAGAUGCCCCAGGCCCCGCAUCGGGCACAGCCCACCGGGCCCCAGUACUUCACUUUCGACCCACUCCCAGAGGUCGAGGCGAGUCCAGCCUACAAGAAGCCCUCGAGGACCGCCAGGAUCAAGAAGCGAUCCCGUAGAGUUCUCUAUCCCCCAGUGGUGAAGCGCUACUACCCCACCGAGGAGCGCAGCUUCUCCAAGCGCCUGCUCGUCAUCCUCCUGGCCGUCGUCUUCUUCCAGAUCUACAGCGCCGAGGAGGAGCUCCCCCUCGCCCUGGGGGCCUCCGAGGAAGCCGCCCUCGCCCGCCCGGCGGCCAAGGCGGGGGGACCCCGCUGCGAGCCCUUCCCCCUGCAGCAGCCCGGCUCCACCGCGCCCUCCUGGCAGGGGGCGGCCAAUGCCACCGCCCGGCCCUGGGGCAGCCCGGAGGCGCCCGCCUCCACCGUCAUAGACAUCACCCACUUCCUGCUGCAGAGCCGGUUCGCUUUCUGA
Euleptes europaea (tarantolino) is the source of this 549-nucleotide messenger RNA. RefSeq names its product immediate early response 3 (gene IER3). The transcript has 2 exons. The coding region runs from base 1 to 549 and encodes 182 amino acids. Gene Ontology annotation, biological process: DNA damage response; negative regulation of apoptotic process. Gene Ontology annotation, cellular component: nucleus. The record is from RefSeq and is a predicted model, not a curated record. NCBI's taxonomy places the organism in Eukaryota, Metazoa, Chordata, Lepidosauria, Squamata, Sphaerodactylidae.